CAAAUCAAUUAGUCAUUCUAAAUUUUCCUGUUUUUCUCUGCAACCAAACGCCGGAACACAGGAAUUUUUUUUUAUCAACCCCCCCGGUUCCGCCAUGGCUGCUGCUGCUGCUCUUCUCCGAAUGUCCAAGUCCUCAUCGGCGCAAUCGACAGCCGUGUCCAGAGCCUUCACCUCCUUCGUCAGCUCACGGAAUUUCUCCGCCUCUUCUUCCUCGGCGUACAAUCCCGAGCCCGAGAUCGCCAGAUCUCCUCCGUCGUCUUUCCUAUCUCGGAAUUCACCCUUGCCUCAAGAUCCCAAGGACAGGAACGUCCAGUGGGUUUUCCUCGGCUGCCCUGGCGUCGGGAAGGGAACUUACGCAUCUCGAUUGUCCAAUCUCCUCGGCGUCCCCCACAUCGCCACCGGAGAUCUCGUCCGCGAAGAGCUCAAUUCCACCGGUCCACUCGCCUCUCAGCUCAAGGAGAUCGUGAAUCAAGGCAAACUGGUUUCUGAUGAAAUCAUAAUAAACUUGCUAUCCAAACGUCUUGAAGCAGGGGAAGCUAAGGGAGAAUCCGGUUUCAUUCUUGAUGGCUUUCCUCGAACUAUUAGACAAGCGGAAAUAUUGGAAGGAGUCACAGAAAUUGAUUUGGUUGUGAACCUUCAGCUUCGGGAAGAAGCUCUCCUUGCAAAAUGCCUUGGCCGUAGGAUCUGCAGCCAGUGUGGGGGAAACUACAACAUUGCUUGCAUUGACAUCAAGGCGGAUAAUGGUGGACCUGGCAUCUAUAUGGCUCCUCUUCCGCCACCUCCACAGUGCGCAGACAAACUUAUCCAACGUGCCGAUGAUACUGAAGAAGUUGUCAAGGCUCGACUAGAAAUUUAUAAUGAGAUGAGUCGGCCCUUGGAGGAAUUUUACCGAAGUCGUGGGAAGUUGUUGGAGUUCAGUCUUCCAGGAGGGAUCCCAGAAUCAUGGCCGAAGCUGCUUGAAGCACUGAAUCUUGAAGACCAUGAAGUUAAACGCUCUGCAGCAGCAUGAGUUGUAGCAUAUCCCACCAUUUUAUGUUAGGUCAUUCUUUGCACGAAGGAGCUCCCGUGCAUACAAAAAUUAAAGAUACAGAACAGUCGCGUGAAAUAAUCCAGGCCAAGCUAAACCGUAUGUAAGAUUUUUAUCACUAGGGGAAGUAAAGAACCUCCCCACGUUUUGACUCUUGACGCAUGGCCUAGCUAGCUAAGCUCGAUAUACUGAUUUGUAUUUCGUUUGUAUUUCAGACGAAGGUGUCACAGCCUUUCAAUUUUGGGUGUAUUUGUUUGGUUGUAGAAACUUCAUAUUAGGGAUUAAAGAAAUCCCAGAGGGAUGAAUGAGGCAAUGCCAUCUUAGGAUUGUACCAACUACUUCAAUUCUUCAAUGAGUACAGGCACAGCAGCAGACUGUUGCUCUCCAAGAUUUUUCUUUCUAAUUGCUGGCUUUCCUCUGUCUUGUAAUCAUCCUAAUUGAAUUCUG
Molecule: messenger RNA, 1474 nt
Organism: Linum tenue
Lineage: Eukaryota; Viridiplantae; Streptophyta; Magnoliopsida; Malpighiales; Linaceae
Source: the annotation of a GenBank genome assembly